CGCUCCCCACCUUCCCUGCCGGGCCCUCUCCCUUCCCCGGCGCACCCGACGACACCGAGAACCUGCGGGUGACGGGAAACCCGCUCCGUUACCCCAGACCCGCCCUGGCCCCUCCUGACCUCGCUCAGCACCGAGCCUGCACCUGUGGGAAGAGCAUUUCCGGUCGCUUCGGUGCGGAUUAGUUUGAUCACGGGCCCUUGGGGUGCGCCAGAGACUGCUGUGAGUUCCAAAUACUUCAUCCCAGACCGGCGCGACUGCCCUGGAUGAGUCUUCUUGCUCUUCACCUAUGUCUUCUGAGGAAACACUGUGCACUUUAAUCUCCUGUCUGUGCCAUCAGGCCAACUGAAGACAGGGUUUCAAAAUCUCAGCUAUAAAGAUAAUAUCCAGCCAAAGUCUCAAUCCUGCCUUAACAAUGUUUCAGAGACUGAAUAAAAUGUUCGGAGGUGAAGUCACUACUGCUUCCAGCCAAGAACCAGAAUUUAGUGAGAAAGAAGAUGAUGAGUGGAUUCUUGUUGACUUCAUAGAUACUUGCACUGGUUUCUCAGCCGAGGAAGAGGAGGAAGAUGAUGACAUCAGUGAAGAGUCCCCAGCAGAGCACACUUCAGUCUUCUCCUGUUUACCUGCAUCUUUGGAGUGCUUGGCUGAUACCAGUGAUUCCUGCUUCCUCCAGUUUGAGUCCUGUCCAAUGGAGGAGAGCUGGUUCAUUACCCCUCCCCCAUGUUUUACAGCAGGUGGAUUAACCACUAUCAAGGUGGAAACAAGUCCUAUGGAAAACCUUCUCAUUGAACACCCCAGCAUGUCUGUCUAUGCUUUGCACAACUCCUGUCCUGGUCUCAGUGAGGCCAGCUGUGGGAAUGAAGAAUAUAACCCAAGUGGUCCCAGAAUGGAAGCACACAGUGAGGUGGGGAAGCACAUUCACUGCUGUGUUGCAGCGUUUGCUGCUCAGGCAACAUUUUUGGAACAACACAAGAGCUUCCGUCCUUCCCAGUGGAUAAGAGGACACACUGAAAGACAGCCUCUGAACAGAAAUGGCCUUCGUCGCCAGAACCUUGCCAGGGAUUGCCACACUCGACAAACGAAGCAUAGCGGCUGGGUGCUUCACCAGCCCUGCCCACGCCAGUACAGUUACUGAGA
Molecule: messenger RNA, 1134 nt
Organism: Acomys russatus (golden spiny mouse)
Lineage: Eukaryota; Metazoa; Chordata; Mammalia; Rodentia; Muridae
Gene: Tp53inp1
Product: tumor protein p53 inducible nuclear protein 1
Exons: 4
Coding region: 413-1132 (239 amino acids)
Biological process (GO): positive regulation of DNA-templated transcription; autophagosome assembly
Cellular component (GO): nucleus; autophagosome
Source: RefSeq, a predicted model, not a curated record